AUGUGGAUAGUUCGUUAUAUUAUCUUUACGGGGAUCGCAUGUUACUUAGUAGCAGCUCAGGAAUAUUUACCGCCAAAAAUCAAUGGAGGUGGUGGAGGUGGUAAAAAACCCAUCUCAGAGCCAACGCUACCAAUAAACUACGAGUAUACCUACGAUGUGCAAGAUAAUGCGAUUUCCCUUGAUUUCGGUCACACGGAAAAGAGGAAAGAUGACAGAGCUUCAGGAUCCUACCACGUUCUUCUGCCGGAUGGAAGAACCCAACUCGUUGAGUACGAAGCUGGUCCGGAAGGAUAUAGGCCACAGGUUAUGUACAUGGGAACCGCUACCUAUCCAACUCAGUCAGGUGGCGGUGGAGACAAGUUUGAAGGUUACCAUUAUAAUGCUGCUUCAAAUAGGCAAACCGUAAGACAAUCUACUCGCGGUGGUACUCGUCCGCCCACAGCUGCCCCCGCGCCCGCUCCAGCUCCGCCUGUCCUUUACGCCCCAGCUGAAAAUACCACAGAGUAA
Leptosia nina is the source of this 507-nucleotide messenger RNA. The record is from the annotation of a GenBank genome assembly. NCBI's taxonomy places the organism in Eukaryota, Metazoa, Arthropoda, Insecta, Lepidoptera, Pieridae.